AUACUGGUGGCGAUGCAGCCAAAUCACAACACUACACACUAUAUUUGUUAGCUCUGUCUCAGUGUCUGGGGUCGAAAGAUUGAUUAUAUCAUCAUAUCACGACAGUUAUCGCACACCUGACUUCCACUCAUCUCUCUUGAUGGCUGCCUUCGUCAAAGCAAAGAUCAAGGCUGCCCGAGAUGCGAUAGGCAAGAAGGAUUUCAGAACUGCUCAAUCGGCUGCCGAAGAGGCCUUGCAUCAUGAGGCAGAUAAUUACAAUGCUCUAGUGUUCUUAGGCUACGCUUCACUCGAGCUGCAAGAAGUGGAUAAGAGUGAACAGGCAUACUUAAAAGCUAGAAAUUCUGGCCCUGAACAAGCGCUAGCUUGGCAGGGACUUGAGAGGGUAUAUACCCGCGCUGAUAUGCCUCAGAAACUCCUCGACGUGUUGAACAAUCUAGUCGACAUAUUCAUGAAAAUUGAAGACGUUUCAAAAUGUGCAGAAACUGUUCAAAAAAUCAUUGAACUCAGAAAGAAAAGUGGGACACGGGCUGAGAUCAUCGGUGCCUUGAGCCUCCUGCUUCCCUCCUCGCCAUUGUAUCCAUUUUUAAGUGCCCUUCCACCACCUGACUAUACACAACCCACAUCCACGACUACGUUCCCGAUUCAAGAUGCAAUUUAUAACUCCCUCCCCCUACUAGAGGAGAUAAUGACCCUGUCCGAGCAAGAAGAAAAGUUAGUUGUAGAUAAAGAAGUCCAGAAGCGGCGCCAGCGCAUCGAUGCUGGAACACCGCAGGAGAUUAGGAAUGCUGUUGUCCUCGAGAUUGCGAAGUCAUCAAAUUUACUUUCCUUGUAUUCCGAGAUAGUGAACCACCCCAACACACCUGACCAAUUGAGACGGUCAACGGAAGGGAAGAUUUUGCGACACAAACUUCAAUUGUUAUAUGCAUUACCGCCGGCCGAUCACGCAAAGACUCAACUGCGACAGGAAAUCGAUGACAUCGUACAGGGAACUGUUCUGAUCGAAGUGCCUGAUCAACUGGCAUGGACUAUUGCAAUUGAAAGCAAAAAUGCUCGCACCGUGGAAAUGUACGACAUCAGUUUAUUGAGGAGCUAUGUUCGGCUAUUUCCUGCGUCACCUCUUUCUAACGUAAUUUCGGGGUGCAUGUAUUGUCUUGGGAUCCCUCUUUUUGGAGAGACUGAAGCAGACGCGGAAGAGGCGAAGAGGUUCCGAGACAUGGAUUACGAAGUAGCAUUUCAGCUUGCAUCGGACGGCCUGGCUGACUGCCAAGACUCGAUUUUGGCAUACCGCCUUAUCACUGCCGUGUACGCUUCGGAGGGUGACUACCCAAGUGUUAUCAAGGUCGCAGAAACUGGAUUGAAGCUUACUUCCAUGGCCGAGCGGCACUCAGGCAGGGAUCUUGCAUGGGUCAAGCACGCUCUUAACUCCUUCAUAGCUACGGCUCUAACACAUCAUUACCCGCCCAAGUACCAUCAAAGAGCGUUGGGGAUUCUCGAACAACUCCUUUCCAUGAGCCCUGACGACGCAAUGUGUCUCCUGGAGCGGGGGUAUAUUCUGCGUCAUGCGGGUCGUUAUGAAGAUGCACGAGAUGCAUUUCUUGCUGCACACGGUAUAUUUGAAGCUGACAAUGCUCAGAUGCCGCGAAUUCUAGAGGCAAGGGAGGAAGCUGCAUGGUGCCUCACGCUCUCUGGGCAAUAUGAUCAAGCUCUUGUUGAAAUCAGCAACGUCAUUUCCAGCUUGGACGACACGGAAAAUACACCUGAACGGAAGGCCCAAGCAUGGUGGCGGCUUGGUCGCACGCUAUGGGACAAGAGAGAUCACAGUUCUAGGAAAGAAUCGUACUCCCAUUUCAUUGCUUCCCUCAAAUAUCACUCAGCCUUUGCGCCUGCGUACACUUCCCUGGGAGUAUGGUACUCUGAGUUUUCGAACCCACCUGAUCUUUCUCGCGCUACAAAAUGCUUCCAAAAAGCUGUUGAACUAGAUUUGCGCGAAGCAGAUGCUGCGCGUCGUCUCGCUGAAGGCUUUGCUGAUGAGAGUGACUGGGAUUUGGUCGAGGUGGUUGCACGGCGGACCAUUGAGGGGGAAGGUGGUGCGGAAGAUCAAAGCGGGAUAAAAGCGUUGGCAACAGGCAAUAUCGCUGCCGCUGCUCGGUACAAACCCCUUCAUGCAUGGGCAUGGAAAGCUGUGGGAGUGGUUGAAAUGAGCCGGGGCAACCAUGAAUCUGCAAUCAUCGCACUCCAGAUCGCGUUAAGGGCCAAUCAGUCUGAUCAUCGAGCCUGGACAAGACUUGGAGAGGCGUACGCCAAAUCGGGUCGUCCUGCUGCUGCAUUGAAGGCUCUUUCUCGUUCCAGAGAGAUCUCUCAGGAUGAUUGGACCGCAGUGUACUUUAUCGGAGAAGUUUACCGCCAGAUGGGCCAGUUUGACUUAGCAAUCGCCACAUUCGAACCACUCCUCGUAGAUAGACCUGACGAAGUUGGUGUCCUUUUGGCCAUGGCAGAAAGUCAUUUCUCCCGUGCCCGGCAGGAAUUUGCUGCUGGCUACCACACACGCUUCGAGGAAUCUCUUGCAAUUUGUAUGGAGUUGUCCAUGAAGCUAGUAAACUUGGCCCCUGGAUUCCGCCGAAUAAUAUGGAAGACAAUCGCGGAUGCCAUUUUCGAAUUGUCCAAAAUCACUCUUUUUGUCAAUCCCACAUUGGUCCUAAGCGCCGUACGUCCGGUCUGCGAGGCACUUCCCGAAAGAAGUGAAAUAGCGGUUAUCGUCGAGUCCUUAUCUGCAACGGAAUUAAGUGGGAAAUUCGGAGAUAAUAGGGACAGAUUAGAAGGGCUAGACUUGCAUUGGCUUGCCAUCGCAUGCUACAGCACCCGAGUUGAGUUGUGCAAAAAUGAUCAAAUGACGGAAGGAAGCGCGCUAUUCGAUCUUUCCAUUGCGAUCCACUCAAUCAUUCCUAAACUGGUGGGACACCAGAGUGAAAAGGCGUUAUCCGAUGCAGCCAAUAGCGCUAUACUGGACGCGCUCAAGCAUUCACCUGGGAAUGAAUGGUACUGGAACGCCUUGGGUAAUAUUAAAUUUCUGCGAGAGCCUAAACUGGCUCAGCAUGCAUAUAUCAAGGCAUUAGAAAUUGACUCUAAAAACCCCACAAUUUGGACCAAUCUGGGCGUGUUUUAUCUCCACCACGGAGAUACAGACUUGGCAAACCAAUCAUUCUAUAAAGCACAAGUUUCAGAUCCAGAUUAUGGACCAGCUUGGAUCGGCCAGGCGAUGGUCGCCACGAUAAACCAGCAUCUUCCAGAAGCAAGAGCGCUUUUUGAACAUGCUCUGACCUUAUCCACACCUACUCCUUGGUCGGGAUAUGAGUAUUCAUACCGCGUUUUCACGGAUCCACAGUUGUCAAAUGUCCCAUAUGAAGUCCAGAAUUCUUUCCUCAUUGCUCCUUACUUUGCCAUGAGACAGCAUUGUGCCAAACAUGGUGACGAUCCAGGGGGGAUGGAGCUCUUUGCGCUUAUUUGCGAGAGACUGCAUCAAUAUGACCUCGCUCUGGAACUGCUCGAACGUAGCAUCAAAUUCCUAGAGGCGGCAUAUGAAAAAACUGAAGACGCUGGGGUUGAAUAUCGGUACGCCGUCGCGAACGUCAACAUUGGGCGAGUACGCUUGGCAAUCGGAGACUACGCUAGUGCCAAAGCGUCCUUCGAAAUAGUUAUCAAUCUUCUUGAAGGAAAUGCGACUGAUAUCCAGGAGUCAUCAAUUUCUCCUUCUAUAGUGUUGGCCCAAGCGCGUUUUGGGUUGGGUCUAUCAUGUCAUAAGUUGGGGGAAUUGGAAAAUGCCCUUGCGGCGUUCGAAGCAGGGCUGGAGGAGACAUCAGUCGAGUUAGCAGAUGUUCGAAGUCAUAUCGCCAUUCUUCUGGCACAAACUUUGUGGGCGAUGCGUAGCGAUGAGACUCGCGAAGCCGGGAAAGACCAAUUGUUGCAGCUCAUUGCAGAUGACCCAAACAACCUCAGGGCUAUCACCUCCUUGGCAGCAAUGGGAAUCGUGUCACACAACAACGAGCUCACUCAUGCAGCACUGACAGAGAUACUUAACGUGUCGGGCGAGCGCCGGCUAGAACUUGAUCCUAGAGGAGAAGUGAACCGCCUGCUCUUCCUUGACCAUUCAAAAGCGGGCCGAGAUUUGCAGGCCGAGAAAAUCCUGAAGGACGUCCUCGAUGCUGACCCAAUGUCACUUGCAGCACGGCUAGAUUUGGUCGAGCACCUGCUAUGUAAACGGCAUGUGGCGGAUGCCUGUGACCUCCUUGCCGAGGAUGUUCAGCCUAUUCCGACACCCUCAGACAGGAAAUUUCGACUGCUGGCGAUACUUCGGACUAUGGAACGGGGGAAUAAUGGACGGGAAUCCCUCAAUGGAUCACCAGUUUCACAAGGAAAACCGAUACGUCUGGCGGAAAGGGCGACACUGUUGGCACCAUGGAAUCGAACUAAUUGGCAUGUGCUUGCUUACGUGCAAUGUGCUAAUCGCUAAGCCCUGUGAUUCGGCUUAAUUUCCGAGAAUGUCAAAUAUGUCAAUCCAUUGGUUUAUUUCCAUGAGACUCAAAGCCACCUGCUAGGUGUGCAGAAUCAUCUCUCAAGGCCAUCCGGUAGUGUAUGAUAAGGCCACCAACGCUGUGCGGAUUUCCG
Molecule: messenger RNA, 4662 nt
Organism: Cantharellus anzutake
Lineage: Eukaryota; Fungi; Basidiomycota; Agaricomycetes; Cantharellales; Hydnaceae
Product: TPR-like protein
Exons: 16
Coding region: 140-4507 (1455 amino acids)
Cellular component (GO): Ski complex
Molecular function (GO): protein binding
Source: RefSeq, a predicted model, not a curated record